This is a messenger RNA of Macadamia integrifolia, 1192 nucleotides long. Its product is annotated as 30S ribosomal protein 2, chloroplastic. The transcript has 4 exons. The record is from RefSeq and is a predicted model, not a curated record. The coding region runs from base 112 to 891 and encodes 259 amino acids. Gene Ontology annotation, molecular function: mRNA binding. Gene Ontology annotation, cellular component: cytosol. NCBI's taxonomy places the organism in Eukaryota, Viridiplantae, Streptophyta, Magnoliopsida, Proteales, Proteaceae.
AUCUAAGCCUUAUCCAGUCCAAGAGACCUCUCUCUCUCUCUCUCUCUCUCUCUCUCUCUCUCCUCCGAAGAAACGAAGAACAGAGAAGACUGCGGUGGCGAUAUUUUGAGUAUGGCGCUUCGUCUUCUCUGGAUUCCAUCAACGAUUUCGGGCGACGAACAUUGUUCAAGGAAGAGCACAGUGCAGAGAUGUUGUCAGACCAAGUUCUCUUCGUUUCUCUUCUCUACCUCCCUAGUCUCUCGUGUUUCAGAUAUUCUUCCUUUCACAGCAAAACCCAGAAGUAGAAGAAGAAGCAACUUCGUUGUCUUGCAUAUCUCCUCCUCUGCAAAUCAAGAGCAGCCUUUGUCUUCCUCUACUAUCACUACUGAAACAGGAACAGAUAAUGAAACACGAACAAGAUUGAUUGCUCAGAACGUACCCUGGACAUCCACUAUCGAAGAUAUCCGAAAUCUGUUCCAGAAAUACGGAACCGUCACAGAUGUUGAGCUCUCAAUGCAUGACAAGACCAGAAACAGGGGAUUGGCUUUUAUCACAAUGGGUUCACCAGACGAGGCAGUUGCAGCUCUAACUAAUCUCGACAAUUAUGAAUUUGAGGGACGAGUCAUGAAAGUAAACUAUUCCAGAUCAUUGAAGAAAAAACCUUCAGUGAAGCCAGAGCCAGUGACAAAGCAUAAUGUUUUUGUUGGGAAUUUGUCCCAGAAAGUAAGGUCCAGAGAUCUUACAGAGUUCUUUAGUUCCGGAAGCUGUAAUCUUGUCACCGUCCAGGUUAUAUACCAGAGUAAUCCAAGACGGCCUACUGGGUAUGGAUUCGUUGCCUUUGGAUCCAAGGAAGAGGCAGAGGCUGCUGUUUCUGUUUUUAAUGGAAAGAGUUGCUUCUGUUGCAGAAAUUGAUGGGUAGACCAGUCCGUUUGGCCCUCAGUAAAAGAAGUUUGAAAGAAGGAUUAGAAGAGGUAGCUUCUCAGUCUGAAGAACCAGAGAGCUGAGGAAAUAUGAGUAUGCAUCUAUUAGGGACAGGCAGCAUUUUCCCUCUUUCCCCCUUGCCUUAGAUGCUACUCCAUUGAGUAGGCAAGAGCUUUCAAAGUGCUUCAAAUUCGAUUAAAAACAUCCAACUUGUUUAUCAUUUACUUACAAAUUGAAUACGUUGUAAAGAUGGAGAGUUCAAACAAACAAUUUAAGUUCUACCGUUACCAUG